GUAUUGUAGAUCAGGCCUUACUGCUUACGGCCAUUGUAGACCACGCUUAACGUUAUGGUAGCUCCAACCUAAAUGCAUGCAAACGUACGUUGGAAAAGUAUGCCGAUUGUCAUAAGCAUGUAAUUUGACUUAAAAGUUAAAUGAAUUUGAAUAUUACAACAUUAUUGAAUCUACAGCAAUUAUAUUAAUUGCACAACGGUGUUAUUUACAGCAAAAAAUAUGGCAUCAUUGCCAAUUAUUCAGCGUCAAAUAAACAACGUGAUAAGAAGGUUCAAAUUCGAAGAGUUGGAACGUGAUGUAAUGCCAAUUUUCCCAGAGAUAACUUGGAGUCGUGUCAAGUCGAAAUUAGUCAAAAACCACAAAAAUUUUACUUGUAUCAAUGUUGUGCGUGUCAUUGAAGAAGCUAUUAAUAUUGCAAAUUUAAAAAAGAAAGAUCUAUAUGACAGAUUAGCCAUACUAGAAGUGACAGAUAUAAGUAGACACAAUAAAAGAAAGACAUGGUAUGGUUAUGAAUUAACAAAUUUAAACAAAUUAAUAACCUAUGUUGGAAAACGUAAACUUGAAGAAAAUAUCACAGCUGAGUUCUAUUCGAAUGGUAUACAAGUAAAUGUAAAAGUUGUAACAUAUAAUGAUAUCACGUUUGUAUAUAUCAAAGAGCAGAAGAAGAAACAAUCUAUAUCUGUUACACCACUCUUCUUUGCUGUAUUUUUGGGACACAAAUAUUUUUUCUGUUCGAAGAAAAAUGUUUCUAGUGAUUUUAUACAAGCAAUAGCUACUACCUUGGGCUAUAAAGACAGCAAGAGAAUUAAACUUACAGGUAGAGAUAUCAGAUCUUUGAUGAGAAUGUUAUGGAACAAACAACAAGGUGUUUUACAUGCUGCAGAUCUUAAUCGAUCAUUGGUAUAUGAAGCAUCUGAUCCUAUCAUCAAAAACACUGGUAUAAAUUAUACACAAACUACACAACGGACAAACUAUGCGAAACAGUGUUUUGGUGAAGAUCCUCCAACUUUGGAAUCGCUGGUUAUACGAGGACCACAAGAAUCUAUACAACAUCGUGAUCUGGCCCUCGUAUCACCCUUUGAUACUAUACAUAUGAAUUGGGAAUUUCGUAGCCACAAUGUAGCCAGAUUCUUGUCCAAUUUAAUUGAAAAACGUAUAUUUGUAUUGCCAUUACCCGAAUAUAUAACCAAUCUUAUAACACUAGGUAAGAACGAAUUGACACUUCAAGCCUGCUGACACUUAGUAAUGAGAAUAAUGACACUUUUAUAAAAAAGUAAUCAUUCAAUAACUCGCAUAUAAUGCUUACUACUGAUUAUUAUUAGUAUAUUGAAAAAAAUUGUACUUAGCGUAAUUGUGACCAUUGCAGUAAAUGGCUGUAAAAUGUUUUAUAAAUAAUAACACCCGCGUGCGUGUAUAGUUUUCACGGAAUUCUAAAAUUAGUUCUUUUGUAUAAAGAGAAGGUGUUAAGUCUGCAUAAGGUCUACAGAAAUUGAAUCAUGAGUAGAUAAUAAAUAAUAAUCUAAACCUGUGUAAAAAGUACAAUGCGACAAUGAUGGAGCAGCAGUAAAAAAUUAAUAUUUAUUGUAACUAACCAAUAAAGAUAAAAGAU
This is a messenger RNA of Harpegnathos saltator (Jerdon's jumping ant), 1609 nucleotides long. RefSeq lists its product as uncharacterized. The transcript is spliced from 6 exons. NCBI's taxonomy places the organism in Eukaryota, Metazoa, Arthropoda, Insecta, Hymenoptera, Formicidae. Gene Ontology annotation, cellular component: nucleoplasm. Bases 220 to 1236 code for a protein of 338 amino acids. The record is from RefSeq and is a predicted model, not a curated record.